Molecule: messenger RNA, 1332 nt
Organism: Carlito syrichta (Philippine tarsier)
Lineage: Eukaryota; Metazoa; Chordata; Mammalia; Primates; Tarsiidae
Product: axin-1-like
Exons: 6
Coding region: 79-1332 (417 amino acids)
Biological process (GO): negative regulation of canonical Wnt signaling pathway
Source: RefSeq, a predicted model, not a curated record
AUUGAUUCACUUGGGAGCUGUAAGUACUGAUGUGUUAGGGUGCAGCGCUCAUUGUUCAUUGACGCACAGAGUCCCAAAAUGAAUAUCCAGAAGCAGGGUUUCCCCUUGGACCUCGGAGCAAGUUUCACCGAAGAUGCCCCCCGGCCGCCGGUGCCUGGCGAGGAGGGAGAGCUAGUGUCCACAGACCCUAGGCCGGUCAGCUAUGGUUUCUGCUCUGGGAAAGGUGCUGGCGUCAAAGGGGAGACCUCAACAGCCACUCCGAGGCGCUCAGAUCUGGACCUGGGCUAUGAGCCUGAGGGCAGCGCAUCCCCUACCCCGCCAUACCUGAAGUGGGCUGAGUCCCUGCACUCGCUGCUGGACGAUCAGGAUGGGAUAAGCCUGUUCAGGACCUUCCUGAAGCAGGAGGACUGUGCCGACCUGCUGGACUUCUGGUUUGCCUGCACUGGGUUCCGGAAGCUGGAGCCCUGUGACUCAAAUGAGGAGAAGAGGCUGAAGCUGGCGAGAGCUAUCUACCGGAAGUACAUCCUUGACAGCGGCGGCAUCGUGUCCCGGCAGACCAAGCCUGCCACCAAGAGCUUCAUCAAGGAUUGCAUCAUGAGGCAGCAGAUCGACCCAGCCAUGUUCGACCAGGCCCAGACUGAGAUCCAGUCCACCAUGGAGGAGAACACCUACCCGUCCUUCCUCAAGUCUGAUAUUUAUUUGGAAUACACGAGGACAGGUUCAGAGAGCCCAAAGGUCUGUAGUGACCAGAGCUCUGGGUCAGGGACAGGGAAGGGCGUGUCCGGAUACCUGCCCACUUUAAAUGAAGACGAAGAGUGGAAAUGCAACCAGGACGUAGAUGAGGACAAUGGCAGAGACCCUGCUCCCCCCAGCAGGCUCACUCAGAAGCUGCUCCUGGAGACAGCUGCCCCGAGGGCGUCCUCCGGUAGACGGUACAGCGAAGGCAGAGAGUUCAGGGGUGUGACUGGUCCAGUGCACAAAGUCUUUCAGCUGAAAGAUGAUCCCAAAAUGAGGUUCUGGGUCGAGUGGGUGGGUGAAGACCCAGAGUGUGCAAUGGUGCUGAGCAGCAACCACUCUCAGCUCUACUUAGUGGCCUGCAAGACGCUGGUGAAAUUCACAUCGGGGUUACAGAUGGUUGCCAAGGUUGGCUCCAGGGGGAUCUUUUAUAGACACUGUCCCUCCUUCCAGUGCCAUGGGGACUUCUGCCAGGUGAAGCAAAGCCCGGGCUCCUUAGGAUACAGACCUGCCCUAGCGGGUGUGGUCACCACAGGGCCCAUCGAGAAUGGAUACUGGCUGCACGGAUUGCAGCCACGGCCCAUGAGCCUCCUGUGA